Molecule: messenger RNA, 4502 nt
Organism: Antechinus flavipes (yellow-footed antechinus)
Lineage: Eukaryota; Metazoa; Chordata; Mammalia; Dasyuromorphia; Dasyuridae
Gene: PTPDC1
Product: protein tyrosine phosphatase domain containing 1
Exons: 10
Coding region: 932-3202 (756 amino acids)
Biological process (GO): protein dephosphorylation; cilium assembly
Molecular function (GO): protein tyrosine/serine/threonine phosphatase activity
Source: RefSeq, a predicted model, not a curated record
AGGCUGAGAGGGGGCGGGGAAAGGGAGUUCCUAUUUGGCUGUGACCACGUGCUGUUCUCCAGAGCGGGACCCAAGUCUUUCCAGGCAAUGCUUCUUAAAUCGUGGUUUGCAUAACUAAAAGCAUGAUUUGUUAUCGGUAACCGUUUCAUUUGUAUCUAGCGGGGUCGCGAGGGGUACCAGUUAGAGAAACCCUUCUCUGGGGCACAUUCCCCGGCGCACGCAUUGGCGCUCGAAUUCACUAUGAAGACCCAGUAAACAAGUUCGGAUUUAGCAAAAUGCUGGGGAUACAAAGAAAGACAAAAGCUCCUACGGACUCAACAACGUACAUUUAGACUGGAGAUCCAAUCGCGGACUCCCCAAAAUACAAGUAUGAGCGAUGGGGCGGGGCCAACCUCCGCCAAGGAAAGGGGGCCUAGGUUUGGAGUAAGAAUAUCUGAGUUUGAAUCCUGACUCUGCAACUUACUAGCUAUGUGACCUCAGACAAAGGUCCGAACUUUUCUGGGCCUCAGUUUCCCCAUAUGUACUGUUUGAAAUCGAAGACCCUCUGAUUGCGAUCCCACGUUAAUUUGAAAACACCAAAGAAUUCAGAGCUCGCUGUCUCGAGCUCGGCUACGGCAAACCAUUGGCCAGAGUAUAUCACGUGCCCUUCUCCGGGGCUCUGAUUGGCUACAAAUUACAUCAUCACACCGUCCUUUCCGCUUUGCUCCCCGCCUCGGGCCCCGAAAGAAGGGGGAGGGAGAGAAGGGGGGGGCGGGCCCAGGGCCGGCGGGGACCUAGCUUCAAAUGCGGGCGCUGGUGGCUAAGCCUGCGGGCGGCAGCUGUGACGGCGGAGACAGAGGAAGAAAAGGAGGAGGCGGCGGUGGCGGCGGCGGCGCCUCGCCGGUGGCGGCCCUGCCCUAUGUAGCACAAUUGAGGCCGGGCGGGAACUGCAAUGGCUACAGGAGUCUUGUCACAAAGUGAACAGCUUUACUUCUCAGUAAACAAUAAUGUUCCUACAACAAGCAUGGAAGGAAGUUCACGACGUCCAACACCAAAAUAUACUAAAGUUGGGGAACGUUUACGACAUGUUAUUCCUGGACAUGUGGCAUGUUCAAUGGCAUGUGGUGGUCGAGCAUGCAAAUAUGAGAAUCCAGCACGCUGGAGUGAGCAGGAACAAGCCAUCAAAGGGAUUUAUUCCUCCUGGGUCACAGAUAACAUACUUGCAAUGGCCAGACCAUCAACUGAGCUAAUUGAAAAGUACAACAUCAUUGAACAGUUUCAAAGCUAUGGCAUAAAAACAGUAAUUAACCUUCAGCGACCUGGAGAGCAUGCAAGCUGUGGGAAUACACUAGAACCAGAAAGUGGCUUCACUUACCUCCCUGAAGCUUUCAUGGAAGCUGGCAUUUACUUCUACAAUUUUGGCUGGAAGGACUAUGGUGUAGCAUCUCUUACUACUAUCUUAGAUAUGGUGAAGGUGAUGACAUUUGCCUUACAGGAAGGGAAAGUAGCUAUUCAUUGUCAUGCUGGGCUUGGUCGAACAGGUGUUUUAAUAGCUUGUUAUUUAGUUUUUGCAACAAGAAUGACUGCAGAUCAAGCAAUUAUUUUUGUUCGGGCAAAAAGGCCAAAUUCAAUACAAACAAGGGGCCAGUUAUUAUGCAUAAGAGAGUUCACUCAAUUUUUGAUUCCUCUUCGCAACGUGUUUUCUUGCUGUGAGCCCAAAGCACAUGCUGUUACUUUAUCACAGUACUUAAUUCGCCAGCGUCAUUUACUUCAUGGUUAUGAAGCUCGACUUCUAAAGCACGUGCCAAAAAUUAUUCAUCUGGUUUGCAAACUGCUGUUAGACUUAGCUGAAAACAGACAGGUAAUAAAAGAAGACAUUUUAAAGAUACCUGAUCUCUCCGCUGAAAUUGAAAAGACCGUUUCAGAGAUGGUCACAAUGCAGCUAGAUAAAGAGUUAAUGAGACGUGUGAAUGACGCAUCCCUUCCAUUCACCCCCUCAUCAGUGGCAGUAGCUUUUGAGAACCAGGAUGCUGUUUUCUCCAGUGAACAUGACUUUGAUCCUCUUUGGAAGAGGAGGAAUGUUGAAUGCCUUCAGCCUCUGACUCAUCUGAAAAGACGGCUCAGCUACAGUGACUCAGACCUAAAAAGAGCUGAAUUUCUUUUGGAGCAGGGAGAGACUCCAUGGACAGUGCCUACCCAAGUAGUCCUGUGCUGUGACCUCAAGCAGCAGCAACAGCAGCAGCAGCAGCAGCCGCUUCCGCCGCAGCCUGUGAGCCAAGCUUGUAUUCAGCCAUCGCCUCCUCUGGACUUUAAUAAAGAAGCUUUGGUCCGCAAUACAUUUACUUUCUGGAAUCAACCUAAAUGUGGUGGUCUAGAGGGAUCCAGAGAUGAGGGGUCACCCCUUUUCCUUAGGAGAAAGAUUCCAAAGGAAAUCCAGCGGAGUAGAACCUUUUCUUCGGGUUUUUCAGGUGUGCACAACAUUGGGGAGUCAGUCCCAGCCAAGGUUGCCAAUGUACCUGGGCCACCAAGCAACCUGUCCCAGAAAGCUGACCACUGUAGGUAUGACCCAGACAGUAACUGGGGACAAGAUCCUAUGGCUUGUGGUGGGAAUUACUGUGUCCCUCAGAAUUGUGACAUUGCUCCUGGGGCAGAAGGCUUUGUCAAAUCUGAAAACCAAGAGAGUAAUACCCCACCACAAGCAAUGCCCCUGAGUGUGGAAGCUCGAAGAGUGUUGGCGGCAAAAGCCCUGGCAAAUUUGAAUGAAUUUAUAGAAGAGACGGAAAUAAAACAGAAGGUGGAAAUGUGGCAGAAAGAAUUAAAUUCUAGAGAUGGAGCUUGGGAAAGAAUAUGUGGAGAAAAAGAUCCUUUCAUACUGUGUGGCUUGAUGUGGUCCUGGGUAGAGCAACUAAAGGAACCUGUUAUAACCAAAGAGGAUGUCGACCUGCUAGUCAACAACUGUGCUGAUGCCUCAGAAGCACUUUCCUUAUUAGAAAAGGGGCAACACCAAACAAUUCUUUGUAUCUUGCACUGUAUAGUGAAUUUGCAGAACAUUCCAGCUGAUGUAGAGGAAGCCUUCCUUGCCCAUGCCAUUAAAUCAUUCACCAAGAUUAAUUUUGAUUCUGAAAAUGGACCAGUGGUUUACCACACUCUGAAAAAAAUAUUUAAGCACGCAUUAGAAGAAAAAAGAAAGAUUACAAAAGAAGGAUCAGAACACACCUCUUAAUGUUUACAGUUCUAUGUUGGGGGUCUUCUGUGGAUCCCAAGAAGGAUCUGUUUAAUCAGCUACUUUUUCGCCCUUCAAUGUUUAUUUUAACUUAACCUGAAGACCAUGAUAACAUUUAUGUUCCUAUGUGAAUGUGUUGAAGUUCUUAAGAGCUGCUUUUUUGUGGUUUUAUUGUGGCAUUUCAUUUAAAGUGAUAUCAUUUUAUAUUAUGUAUGAUAUUAUUUUGAGGCUAUUUAUUGAUUCUGAAAAAUACAACCACAAGCUUUAUUUUUGUUUUUGAACAAUUGCCAUAAAGUCAGUGCCAUUUCCUUUUAUUUAGUGAAUUGAACUAAUGUUAUUGUAUUAACAUUUGAAGUACAUGAUGUUUACAUUAAUGUUUUUCUGUUUUAUAUUGUUGUAGAUAACUGACUCUACUUUCCAAAACAAUUGUCUUGAUGACUAAAAUGUCUUUGGAAUUUAAAAAAUAGAUACUUUAAUAGUAAAAAAACACUAUAUAGCCAUUCCUUCCUGAUAUGUAACUUAAAUAAGUCACCAAGUGUCUUGAAAUGUUGUUUUAUAUUUGUGACUACCUAUGUUUCUGUGGCAAGAUUUUUAAAGAAUUUUUUUCAUUUGUUUGAGUUUCUCUUGUUUUUAAUAUGGCAAAAUAUUUCAAGGUAUAUUUUUCCAAUAUAAGUAAUUUGAUGUUAAAAGAUUGAAUGUAAUUUGGUUUGGUAAUUUUGUAUUUGGGAAAAGUAGAUCUGCUUUAUUUGUCAGGACCAUGGAUGAACUUUGCCGCACACCAGCCUUUGCCAUCCUAGGAAGGCAGUAUCCAUUCUCAGGACCUAAAGCCUUAUUUCCUCUGUACUGGGUAACUGCUUAGCCAAAUAGCUACAAGCUUAUCUUCAAAUUAUCUUUAAUAAGAAAAUAGGAUAAGGGACUGAUUUGACAGUAAGAGACAGAGCUAGGUUUUCAUAAAAUGUGUAGGCCCAUGACCACUAAGAACAUUUUUCAUAGUAAAGAAAAUUGUGGUUCAGGAAUUUCUUAUAGAGAAUAUGGAGUCCUAAAGGAGUUUCAUUAACCCAGCAUAUUCUGUCCUUUUGAGUGAGGGCAUGAUUGAAAGGUUUUAAAGAUUUUUUUUCCUCUAGAAGUUGUUCUAGAAGUAUGGUUACUCCACGUCAUCUAGAGCUCCUUUUAUAAAUCCCUAAUUCCAUUAUGGAAACACCCAUAUCUUGAGAUAGGAGGUAAUAGGCUGAGAUGAUGAUGAUGGGACUGAGAACAUUAGGCACAGUGGAAGAGAUAUUGAAGGGAAUCUAGCAGCAAA